UGCAGUUAUGUAGAAGAAGCACAUGACGUGUGAUUGCGUUUCGUUGUGAAUGGCUACUGCUUCAGUUUAACCAAACAUGAAAGAAUUCGACGAUUUCAACUUUAGUGUAUACAAAUACACCAAAGAGUUGACCCGUGAAUGUGUGGGCGGCAGCGAUUUGCAGCAGCGAAAAAACGAAAUCGAGGCCUACAAUGAAACGACGGCAGCGACUCUCAAGCAAACAUGCAAAAAUAACUACAUGGAGUUUAUCCAGACGGCCAAAGAGAUAUCGCAUCUCGAGUCAGAAAUGUAUCAGCUGUCACAUAUUCUCAUUGAGCAACGCAACAUUUUGGCCAUCAUGACCGAUGGCAAGACCGCCUCCCGCCUGAAGGCAGACAGCGUGGAGGCUGAGAGUAGCACCGCUGUCGAUGAUGUGCAAAACAGCCAUGCCACACGUGCGGUUAAGGAAAUGGUUCAAGGAUUCAAUGGCAAUCUGGAGGGCAAGACGUUUCUAAACGAGGGCGCCCUCAUCGAAUUGGAUGCAAAUGAUUACAGGCCCAUACAGCGGGUGUUCUUUUUUCUGUUCAACGAUGUGCUCAUUGUGUGCAAAGUGAAGCAUGACAAACGUUUGGACUUCCUCAAGGAAUACGAUCCCAAGAAAAUAGCCGUGAUCAAUAUCAAGGAUUUGGAUGGCGUUAAAAAUGCCAUUAAUAUCAUCACACCAGAUGGCUCAAAGAUAUAUCAAAGCAUCACAGCAGCCGGCAAGUCCGAAUGGAUUGAAAAACUCGAGGAGGCCUUUCGUUUCGAUCAGCAAAAAAAAACGAAAAAAGGACAGGCACCGCAGCCACCCACGCGAGCCAAGCAGCAGUCGUCCAAGUCAUCCUCACCGGAGAAGAUUAUCAGCACUCCCUCAGUCCAGUCGCCCCCAGAGCCCAAGUCGCUGGAGAAUGAGACACCCGAGUGGCUGAGCACGGCCAGCGAGGAGAUUCAAACAUUGGUGGCUCAGCGACACUUUGAGGAUGCCCAAGACCUGAUCAAGCGCACACAGGAGUACGUAAAGGGCGAGAACCGCAAGAAAGUGCCCCAGGCGGAGAGCAUUGAGAGCAAGGUGAAGCAGCAGGAGCUCAAGCUGAUCAAUGUGCUGCUUAAGGAGCUCUCGAAGAGCAAUCGCAAUUUGCAAAUCGCCUUAAGGGCCGCCCAACGUCCACUAAAGAUACUCGUGGAGAUGGGCCGCUAUCGGCAGGCGAGUGCCUCCCUGCUGAAGGUGUGCGCCGUCAGUCUGCGGGUGUCGCAGCGCGAGGCGCGUAGGAAUAAUGCAGAUAUAUCGGAGCUAUUCUUUUGUGAUCUGACGCAGGUGGCGUGUGAUUAUCUUACGGCAUUUGAGCAGCAGCCAGCGUGCGUGAGUGCUCUUGUCGUUUGGUGCAAUGCCGAGCUGCAGUACUUUGCCAGCCAGCUCAUCAAACAUUAUCUGACCAAAGGCACCACACUGGAGACAGUCGCCAAAUGUGUGGAGCGUGUGCGUAAGCCCUCUACGAAGCUAACCGAGAUUGGCCUAGACAUAAGCUACCAUAUGGAGGGUCUGCUGCGCACCACUCUGGAAUCACUGAUCGAAGAUUCCAAGGAGCGUCUGUUGGACUCUGUGGGGCGCUCUGAGGAAAGCUGGCAGCCCUACAAUCUGCAAACGAAAUCACAUCUGAAGCGUUUGCUGCUCGAGCUGGAUGUGCUGGGCAUCGAUGUGCGCGCCCAGGCCACUGGCGACACUUGGAUUAACCUGACACAGUCCACGGUGGUGUUUAUACGACACUUUUUGCAGCUAAUCGAACACUGCGGCGGCUUGGCCAAGUGUGAGACGCUGCUGCAGAAGCUGGAUCUGUUGCUAAAAGAGCUAUUCAUUGCCCAUCACUCACAGAAGCCGCCCAGCGAUAUGGCUGUGGAUCCCAACUUUGUGAUGAAGAAUAAAAUCUUUCUAGUGGACAAUCUGCUGCCCAUAGCCAUAGACAAGUUUCGGCAGAUUUCGGGUCGCCAGUGCGAAAUCCUAAGGGAGCUGCACACAAACAUGUCGCGACAGCACGGUGCACCAUUACCCCGCCAGCGCAGCGUGUACACCACAGAUGUCUUUUAAAAGAUUUGGGGAACUCUUUGUUUUGCUUUACUUUUUUGAUUACAUAUAAAGUUUUUUAAUUUUUUGUCGUUUUGCUUCAAUUAUUUAUAAUAUAAUUAUAUACAUAUAUAACCACAAUAAUAUUUUGUAAAAUUAAAAAUCGAAGCAUGUGCUGCACUCUAAACUGGGAGCGCGAGGUGCGUGCCCACUCUCUA
This is a messenger RNA of Drosophila guanche, 2295 nucleotides long. It is a transcript of the gene Exo84, whose product is annotated as exocyst complex component 8. The transcript has 6 exons. Bases 77 to 2101 code for a protein of 674 amino acids. Gene Ontology annotation, cellular component: exocyst. Gene Ontology annotation, biological process: Golgi to plasma membrane transport; intracellular protein localization; exocytosis. The record is from RefSeq and is a predicted model, not a curated record. NCBI's taxonomy places the organism in Eukaryota, Metazoa, Arthropoda, Insecta, Diptera, Drosophilidae.